AUGUCUCAAGACCAACCCACCGACGCCCGCGCCGCUCUCCUCUCGCACUUCUCCAUCCCAUCAGACGAACACGCCAAAAAAUGGGACGAUCUCUGGGGUGCAAAUUUUCUGCCCUGGGAUAAAGGGUUUCCGAACCCGGCGCUCGUGGACCUGCUUUCGGAGCGCAAGGACGUAUUGCCGGCGGCUGUUGAGGGGAGGAAGUUGAGGGCGUUGGUGCCGGGGUGUGGGAAGGGGUAUGAUGUGUUGUUGUUGAAGGCGUUUGGGUAUGAGGCGUAUGGGUUGGAGGUUUCGGGGAGGGCGCUGGAGGGGGCGAGGGAGGUUGAGAAGGGGGUGGGUGGGGAGGAUCAAGAGGUUUAUAGGAGUAGAGGGGGGGAGGGGAGUGUGAAGUGGGUUGAGGGGAAUUUUUUUAGGGAUGGGUUUUUGGAACAGGUUGAGGGGGAGGGGAAGUUUGAUUUGAUUUAUGAUCAUACUUUUUUGUCUGCUCUACCACCAUCUAUGAGAGCUGCUUGGUCGAAGCGCGUUGUGGAACUUCUUGCUCCACAGGGGAGAAUAGUCUGUCUCGAGUUCCCUACGUACAAACCACAUUCGACUGGAGGUCCGCCAUGGGCUCUUCCUCCCAAGGUGUAUGUGGCUCAUCUUUCGAGGCCGGGAGAAGACCUUCCUUAUCACGAGGAGGAAGGACUACAGGAGUCCAAGCUGGGUGAGCCAAGUAAGACUGGAUUGAAGCGUGUUGCGCAUUUCCAACCUAAAAGGACUCAUAAUGUCGGAUAUAGCAAAGACGGCAAGGUCACUGAUUGGGUAUCAGUUUGGGCGCAUCCAGAUGCCCAGUAG
Molecule: messenger RNA, 831 nt
Organism: Glarea lozoyensis ATCC 20868
Lineage: Eukaryota; Fungi; Ascomycota; Leotiomycetes; Helotiales; Helotiaceae
Product: S-adenosyl-L-methionine-dependent methyltransferase
Exons: 2
Coding region: 1-831 (276 amino acids)
Molecular function (GO): S-adenosylmethionine-dependent methyltransferase activity
Source: RefSeq, a predicted model, not a curated record